CCGGCGCCCCGCGGCGGCUGCAGCGGAGCCGGUGCUGGGCUGGCUGCUGCUGCCCGCACGCUGCUUUGCGCCCAUGGAGCUGCUGUGCGUGGAAACCGUCCCCCGCGCUCCCCGCGCCGGGCACGACCCGCAGCUCCUGGGGGACCGGCGAGUGCUGCAGAACCUGCUGAGCCAGGAGGAACGCUACAGCCCCAGCGUCUCCUACUUCCAGUGCGUGCAGCGGGAGAUCAAGCCCUACAUGCGGAAGAUGUUGGCUUUCUGGAUGCUGGAGGUGUGUGAGGAGCAGAAGUGUGAAGAAGAGGUCUUCCCCUUGGCCAUGAACUAUGUGGAUCGCUACCUGUCCACGGUGCCCGUGCGAAAGAACCACCUGCAGCUGCUGGGAGCUGUCUGCAUGCUGCUGGCUUCCAAGCUGAGAGAAACCAUGCCCCUGACCGUGGAGAAGCUCUGCAUUUACACAGACAACUCCAUCACACCUCAGCAGCUCUUGGCUUGGGAGGUCCUGGUGCUGGAGAAGCUAAAGUGGGACCUGGUCUCAGUGAUAGCAAAUGAUUUCUUGGCUCACAUCCUCCAUCACCUCCCACUGCCCAAGGACAAGAUGGAGCUGGUGAAGAAGCAUGCACAGACCUUCAUCGCCCUGUGUGCCACAGACUACACCUUUGCCCUGUACCCCCCCUCCAUGAUCGCCACGGGCAGCAUCGGAGCCGCGAUCCAUGGCCUGACAGUGGCUGCCAACGACGUCGGUGGAGAGGCCACCACUGAGCUGCUGGCCAGCAUCACUGGCACCGAGGUGGACUGCUUGAAAGCCUGUCAGGAGCAGAUUGAAGCUGCCUUAGCCGAGAGCCUGAAGCAGGCAUCCCAAAGCCACCAGGAGCUGGGCACCAAGACUGCUGCUUACCCUGCCAGCCAGCCCACCAGCACGCCCACAGACGUCACUGAUGUCAACCUGUGACCAGCCUCCCCCACAGCCACCCAGCCCCACCGCAGCAGCACCUCGCCCUGGACACCCAAAGGUCUCUGCAUCCCCCUUGCCCACCCCCCCCAGCAGCCCUCUCCACCUGCUGCCUGCUGAGGGUUCCUUCUGCUGGCCACCGGCGCAGAGCAGGACCCGAGCUGCUGGACCUGGAUGCUGCCCAUCAGCUCCUGCAGGUGGCCGGGGUGAAGCAAGCCUUUUGGUGGUGACAGGGCACAGGAGUGACUGGGGAGGGGGUGCAGCCCCCCAGGAUGAAGUUGCAGAUGUUUCUCAGUUGGUGUUGCUGGUGCCCAGGCUGGUGCCCAGGUUUGCUGUCUCCUCGGGGGUCCUGACGCCUUCCAGCCCCACGGGGGCCAUCGAUCAUGGAUUGUGAGCCUCCAACCCUGGCCUGUGUGGCCACAACCCUGCUGACCACCCCAGUCCUCCCUGGGCUGGGAUGCUCUGAGCUUGCAUGGCUCAGAGGAGAAGGCAGCAGGUGCUUGGUUGGGGGGGGAUCCUCAGUCCCGAUUGCUUCGUGCUGGCUUCUGCUGAGGCUUCUUGGGGGGGGUGGUGUGGCUGCUUCUGCUGGGAGCUGAGGGGGGGAACGUGUGGCUUGUUUCUUGUUGCUGUUAAGAUUUGGGCUUUGUGGGGUUUUGGCUUGCUUUGGAGGGGAAGCUGUUCCCCAUCUGCCUGGAGAGCAGAAGCCCUCCCCUGGGGCAGCAGCCUCCUGGGCAAGGUUUGGGUGCAAUCCCCUCAGCUUUCCACCCACCCCACUUGAGGCUGCUUAAUUUAUUGUUAACUGCUGGGAAAUGGGGAGGGAGGAAGACUGCAGCUCCUUGCCAGGGGGCCUGGAUGCUGUCUCCUCUCCUUCUCAAAGAGUGCCUUCACCCUUGAUCCCCUUUCCCUGGCUCCCUGGGCAAUGGGAGCCUUUCCCUUUGGGAGCUGGUUGGGUUUUUAGGUAGCUUAGCUGAUCUGAGUAGGUUUUCAGGACUUCAUUGGAAUGUGCUGCUAUGGUCUGAAAUCUUCACCCCUCUCCUUUUCCCCCCCGAGGCAGGGAUCUCUGCUGGUGUCUGGAGGAGGCUGUGGUCUGAACUCUUCCCCCCAAGGCAGGGAUCUCUGCUGGUGUCUGGAAGGGGCUGUGGUCUGAACUCUUUCCCCCUAGGUAGGGAUCUCUGCUGGUGUCUGGAGGGGGCUGUGGUCUGAACUCUUUCCCCCAAGGCUGGGAUCUCUGAUGGUGUUCUGGAGGGGGCUGUGGUCUGAGCUCUUCCCCCGAGGCAGGGAUCUCUGAUGGUGUUCUGGAGGGGGCUGUGGUCUGAACUCUUCCCCCUCUAGGCAGGGAUCUCUGAUGGUGUUCUGGAGGGGGCUGUGGUCUGAGCUCUUCCCCCUCUAGGCAGGGAUCUCUGCUGGUGUCUGGAGGGGGCUGUGGUCUGAGCUCUUCCCCCAAGGCUGGGAUCUCUGAUGGUGUUCUGGAGGGGGCUGUGGUCUGAGCUCUUCCCCCGAGGCAGGGAUCUCUGAUGGUGUUCUGGAGGGGGCUGUGGUCUGAGCUCUUCCCCCUCUAGGCAGGGAUCUCUGCUGGUGUCUGGAGGGGGCUGUGGUCUGAGCUCUUCCCCCUAGGUAGGGAUCUCUGAUGGUGUCUGGAGGGGGCUGUGGUCUGAACUCUUUCCCCCAAGGCUGGGAUCUCUGAUGGUGUUCUGGAGGGGGCUGUGGUCUGAACUCUUUCCCCCAAGGCUGGGAUCUCUGAUGGUGUCCUAGCAGGGAUCUCUGCUGGUGUCUGGAGGGGGCUGUGGUCUGAACUCUUUCCCCCAAGGCAGGGAUCUCUGCUGGUGUCUGGAAGGGGCUGUGGUCUGAAACCUUCCCCCCAAGGCAGGGAUCUCUGAUGGUGUUCUGGAGGGGGCUGUGGUCUGAAACCUCCCCCCCAAGGCAGGGAUCUCUGAUGGUGUCUGGAGGGGGCUGUGGUCUGAGCUCUUCCCCCAAGGCAGGGAUCUCUGAUGGUGUUCUGGAGGGGGCUGUGGUCUGAACUCUUUCCCCCAAGGCUGGGAUCUCUGAUGGUGUUCUGGCAGGGAUCUCUGAUGGUGUCUGGAGGGGGCUGUGGUCUGAACUCUUUCCCCCAAGGCAGGGAUCUCUGAUGAUGUUCUGGCUGGGAUCUCUGCUGGUGUCUGGAGGGGGCUGUUGUUGGCAUCUAGCUCUGGGUGGGUCUGAGCUGUGUCCAUACAGGGUGGGGGGAAAUCUGCUGCGUACUUGAGAAGUGAUGAUUGCAUUUUUGUUUGGGUUUUUUUGGGGUAUGGUUGUUGUUGAUCCUGUCUGCUAGUUUUUAUAUAUAAAUAUAUUAUAUAUAUAUAUUAAAAAAAAAGUGUUAAAAAAAUUAUGCUGCUUUUGGGAAGAGAAAAAUCCAUUCAUGAGUAGAGUUGGAUUAACCAAGCCAGAGAGAGAGACCUUUACAGGGAUGGGAGGCAGAUUUGUGCUGCUUGGUGACCUCUGGACAGGUGGAGCUGUGGCUGUUGUCCUCCCUUUGGUGGGGAGGGGAGGAGGGGAACGUAGAAAAGGAGGUUAAAAAUCUGCCUUCUUGGGUGCCAUUAGAAACAAAAAAGUCAUUUAUCAGGUGGGGGGGAAAAAAAAAAAGAUGGGGCUGCUCUUCUUCCACCAGCUUGGGUUGUAGAAAAGAAGUCAUCUGCCACUGGCUCCUGCUAGCAGGAGAGCUGGGGGCAUGCAGGACCUGUCUGCACAGGGAGGGAGAGAAAAAAACAAACCUUUUUCUUUUAUCUUUUUUUUUCUUUAAUAUAUAUAUAAAGAAGUUCUAAUUUAAGAGUAAAGUGGUUUUGGUGUUCACCUGCAGGAGCCCUGCUGCUGGGAGAAGUCAGAGAACUGUCUUGAUGUUGCAAUAAAGUAUUUUAAACCAUUCCAAA
Messenger RNA from Pogoniulus pusillus (Red-fronted tinkerbird), 3852 nucleotides. RefSeq names its product cyclin D3 (gene CCND3). Bases 74 to 949 code for a protein of 291 amino acids. NCBI's taxonomy places the organism in Eukaryota, Metazoa, Chordata, Aves, Piciformes, Lybiidae. The transcript has 5 exons. Gene Ontology annotation, molecular function: cyclin-dependent protein serine/threonine kinase regulator activity. The record is from RefSeq and is a predicted model, not a curated record. Gene Ontology annotation, cellular component: cyclin-dependent protein kinase holoenzyme complex; nucleus; cytoplasm. Gene Ontology annotation, biological process: mitotic cell cycle phase transition; regulation of cyclin-dependent protein serine/threonine kinase activity.